Messenger RNA from Solanum stenotomum, 864 nucleotides. RefSeq lists its product as uncharacterized. The coding region runs from base 50 to 739 and encodes 229 amino acids. Gene Ontology annotation, cellular component: ubiquitin ligase complex. Gene Ontology annotation, molecular function: cullin family protein binding; ubiquitin-like protein binding; ubiquitin conjugating enzyme binding. Lineage: Eukaryota; Viridiplantae; Streptophyta; Magnoliopsida; Solanales; Solanaceae. The transcript has 9 exons. Gene Ontology annotation, biological process: protein neddylation; positive regulation of ubiquitin-protein transferase activity. The record is from RefSeq and is a predicted model, not a curated record.
CAAAAACCUCUCAAACCCCUCUCUGCUGAGCUUUCAAAAUCGUACCAAAAUGCCUCGAGCAUCAAAGAGAAAAUCUGACACACCCAAAUCUACUUCUGCCAAAUCUGCUCGCUCGGAAUCUAUCACCACUGCUUCAGGCAAGACUACGAAGUUUGGGUUGUCUGUCGAUAAUCUUUUUCAGAAGUAUGCCAAUAAGCUGCUAGGCAUGAUCGAUCCAGAGGGGAUUGAGGCACUAUGCUCAGAUCUUGGAGUAGACCAUACAAAUGUCAAAAUUUUGAUGCUCGCUUGGAAAUUGAAAGCUGAAAAGCAGGGAUAUUUUACUCAGGAUGAAUGGAGAAAAGGUUUAAAAGAUCUCCAGGUUGAUACGAUUAACAAAUUGAAAAAAUCCCUGCCAAAAUUGGAAGCAGAGGUUAUGAUGCCUGAAAAUUUUGAGGAUUUUUAUUCCUACGCUUUUCGUUACUGCCUUACUGAGGAUAAGCAGAAGUGUGUGGACAUCGAGAGCAUUUGUCUACUGAUUGAUCUUGUUCUGGGCCCCCAAUUCCGGGCUCAGGUUGACUCAUUUAGUGAGUUUCUCAAGAAUCAGACUGAUUAUAAGGUGAUCAACAUGGAUCAAUGGAUGAAUUUUCUUCGAUUUUGCCAAGAGGUUAGCUUUCCAGACCUUGAAAACUAUGAUCUCGACCAAGCAUGGCCUGUGAUUUUGGAUAAUUUUGUUGAGUGGAUGAGAGAAAAGCAGAACUGAUCUCCGCGUGUUGAGUUCUUGUAAAUGCUAACGAAAAGAAUUUGAAGUGCAUGCACGAUUCAUGACAGCUGCACCAUUCAGUGUGAAGCUGGUCUUCUUUCUGCUACAGAACUACAAGCCUGAGG